GUGGCCACGAUAUUUCAAACAGGUGCAGAAAAUUGCCAACAUCGAUCAAUUUCCGUUAAUUUAAUGCAACUUCCAUGUAAAUUUAGAAUGCUAGAACACUAUUCUCACGUAUUACCGAAUUACAUUACGUACUAUGACGCGUAUUUCCUCCGUAAAAAGACAUUUCACUUGGAUGCAUCGAAGACCAGCACACUUGCUACGGUAUAAAAAUUAAAUUAACACGUAAUUAACAUACAACGAUAUAUUAAAUGAACCGAUUUAGAUAACUACGUACAUAUGUCCCGACGAUCAAUCGAAAGAGAUAUUUAAAGAUAAUUUUUGUACAGAAAGUGUAUAACAGUUAUAAAAUAUAAAAGUUAGAAUGUUUUAUCAAUUCGAAAUCUAUAGUUACUUUAUCGAAUACGCGAAUUAAACGUGGUAUUAUCGUGCUAUUAACGUAGCAAAAGUAAGGUGGAUUAAAAAAAUGCUACUAUGAGAAUAUCUGAUGGUUGACAGAAAAAAUAGCAAUCGGUUACUGUACAAGUAUUUAUGCUAACACGAUCACGGUUCGUGAAUGCAGACGAAUACACCGAAAUCUACUUCGGAAUGAUUUUCCACUAGCCGAUCAAAUUGAUCCCCGUUAACCUUGACAUUUUGCAUGGCACUCGCCAUGGAUUUAUUUUAGAAAGGUAAAACACAAUGUGCCACGAGAAACUCGCGAACCGAACGGGCUCGCUGGUUACUUUCCUUACAUGCACAGAGAUAGGAUACAUUCGCCGGAUACGAUGUUCUAUAUUCUGCAUUCUACAGGAUGAACGCCAACAACAGGACGAGAAAGCUUUGUCUAUUGGCUAACGGCCAAUUACCAACGAUUCGAAGGUGGUUUCACGCUGAGAUUGAGACUUUGAGCAGACAGGAAGAAACGUGACAUUUGAUCGAUUGGAACUUGGGACAAAAUUUCAGUGGUCGAAUGCUUGUAAAGGCCUUGUCCACGCAAAGGAAACUCUUCGUUUGUCCAUACGGUACUUGGCUGAAGAUUGCUCCCAAAAAGACCAAACCCUCAGCAUCCGAGGUCUUAACGAGUUAUCUCCUGCAAACGAACGAGCCACCAUGGACUUCGUAUUUUGUCAAGUAUGCCGACGUUGUGAACGAUCAAAGAGGGAUGUCCCACUUCAAUUGGCCAGUAGGCAACAGCAAUUAUCAUGUACUUAGAACCGGCUGCUAUCCAUACAUCAAAUAUCACUGCACCAAGAGGCCACGACAGGACCUCAGCGCCGAGGACAAAUUUUUCAAGGCGAUCAAGCUUCUGAACCUUGGUAUACCUACAUUAAUGUAUGGACUGGCAGCAAUUUUAUUGAUCAGGCACCGAGAAAUCGUGAACACGUCCCAAGGAAACGUAGCGAUAUAUUUCUUACUGCCCGAGGACAAAGGUUCCAUGUACUGAUAUACACGUAGAUGUACGCAUUGUAUUAAUUAAAGAUAAUUUUCGAUGUAAAUAAAACGUCAAAUGAAAAGCCUA
Messenger RNA from Bombus terrestris (buff-tailed bumblebee), 1498 nucleotides. RefSeq lists its product as uncharacterized. The record is from RefSeq and is a predicted model, not a curated record. Lineage: Eukaryota; Metazoa; Arthropoda; Insecta; Hymenoptera; Apidae. Bases 950 to 1423 code for a protein of 157 amino acids. The transcript is spliced from 4 exons.